This is a messenger RNA of Aspergillus ochraceoroseus IBT 24754, 1039 nucleotides long. RefSeq names its product glutathione S-transferase family protein. The transcript is spliced from 2 exons. The coding region runs from base 149 to 874 and encodes 241 amino acids. The record is from RefSeq and is a predicted model, not a curated record. NCBI's taxonomy places the organism in Eukaryota, Fungi, Ascomycota, Eurotiomycetes, Eurotiales, Aspergillaceae.
GUAAAAGCAACGUCCGUCGAUAAUCCCCCUUCACUUACUUGCGACCACUCGGUAGUGAAUUGAGAAUAUGGCUGACUCUACUCCUGUCCAUUUUUUUGACAUCCUUUCCAGUCUUCCCGUGCCGGCGAAGGCAUGGUCGCCAAAUACGAUGAAGACUCGCAUGAUUUUAAACUAUAAGGGUGUCCCAUACACGCAGACAUACGUCUCCUAUCCGGAUAUUGCGCCGCUGCUCGCCAGUUUGUCCGUCAAGCCUUAUCCCGAGGGGACCUCGAUAUUCACGCACACCCUUCCAGCUAUCUGCCAUCCGUCCGUGACGUCCAACCCAUCUGGAGCGCUUAUGGACUCCCUUCCUAUUGCCAUCCACCUGGAUGAUUUAUACCCCUCCCCGCCCUUGUUCCCAUCUGGGAACGCUAGCUAUGCGCUUGCACUCGCCGUAAAUAAGCUGAUGUUGGUCAUUACCUCCAGCGUCUAUCACUUCGUUGCUCCCAAAGUGGCACAUAUUCUGGACGCCCGAGGAAAGGAGUACUUUGUGAGGACGCGGACGGAGCAUUUUGGCAAGCCUCUUUCGGAGGUUCGUCCCACGGGCGUGCAGGAAAUUCAGAAAAUGAAGGAGAAUAUCGCCGUAGACGCGAGGCCUUUACUGGAGAUGCUCCAAGGAAAACCCGGAAAGUCAGGUCCGUUUUUUGAAGGUGAUCGGCCGGGAUACGCAGACUUCAUAUGUGUUUCAUUCUUGGUUUGGUUUAACACGGCGGAUAAGGAAAUCUUUCAGCAAUUGGUAGGAUUAGGAAACGGCGAGCUCAAGACGUUGUGGGAUGCAUGUUUGCCAUGGGUGGAGGGCCAAGGCGAAGACAAGGAGUGGGAUAUUCCUCAAUAAGGAGGUCUGGAAGCGCUACCUAUCAUCGUCAAUCACCUGUCCCAGAUUCUCAAUUAAGGGCCCACGCAGGUAAAUAAAAAGAUGUUCGAAGCACUAGUGUAAAGGUCCAUUUCAAAUGAAGUUGCAUUUAGCGCCUUUUCUGGGAAUGAAAACAAGAAAGAAGUA